Molecule: messenger RNA, 588 nt
Organism: Schistocerca americana (American grasshopper)
Lineage: Eukaryota; Metazoa; Arthropoda; Insecta; Orthoptera; Acrididae
Product: zinc finger protein AEBP2-like
Exons: 4
Coding region: 1-588 (195 amino acids)
Source: RefSeq, a predicted model, not a curated record
AUGAGCAGUCGAGGGGGUGGCAGACACCGCGGCCGGGUGGUGGGGGCAGGGGAAGCGGAGGCAGCAAUUUUUACACCCUCCUCUACGGCCACCGCGCUGCCCACCGGAAGAGGGGGCCCCGUGUUUUCCGGCGGCGGCGGGGGCGGGGGCGGCGGUGGAGGCGGCGAGGCGGACACGACCGGCUUCCCACGGGUGAACAGUGAGCAGCCUGCGAUACUGCCGGCGUUUUGGUGCUGCGAGACAGCAGAAGGGGUGGUGGGGGAUGAGACAAAAGUGCCGGCUGCCUGCUGUAUGUCACACGGAGGACGGGCAACGAGGGCCGCGUGUGAAGUUCCGACGGCCGACGUGAGCAUCCAAGGCCAGCCGGCCUCCACAAUGAGGACUUCGCCAGCGCUUCGCGGGCGGUCCGCCGACCGCCGAGAUUUAUGCCGCCUGUCGGCGACGGCCAGCCCGGAAAGAGCUCGGGGGCGGCGUGGGGGCGGCGGCGGGGGCGGCGGCGGAGGCCGCGUGGGAGAACGCAACGGCCGCGCGUCAUACCACGCGAGCGGCUUCCGACACACAGUGACGUGUGACGUCACGAAAAGAUGA